UGGCGCAUCCCAAAUCUCGAAUCUACCAGCGAAUAAAACGAGAUAGAAAUUAGCGUUCUGAAAUGUGGAUACUCUGCCCUUGUUUUAUCAUUUGCAAUACCCGGUGAGGUGUUGAAGGGCUUGUGUCUGGGGCAUAUUGGGGCGAGGGGAUAUUGAGUUUCUUAUCUUGUUGUUUUUUGGUGGUAAGAUUAUAUACGGGUACCUAGGUUGUCAUACUCAAACUUUGUGGGUGAGGUUUCAUAAGGAAUGCGUUGCGCCUCCAACAUUUAAUUCCUUCUUUUACGCUCCUUUGAGUCUAGGCCAUGAUACCAAAGAUGGUCUCCCAACGGACUAAGGAGCGAAUUUCGUACUGGGCGAAUAAACUGGAGUGCCCGGUUGAUGAACACGCGAAUUACGAGAAUACAAGUACCUGUUCCUUUCCAUAGAGUUUCUCAGUGCACCCAGUUUUUGCAUAUGACUGACGAAAGUGCAGUGGUGUAACCGAGAUUUGAUCCUUAUUCCCGAAGAUAGAAGGACGUGGACAUGGCAAGGCUUCGCGGGAUACUGGAUCAUCACAGGAGCGAAUAAUUCAGCAUGGACAGCAGGUUCUACACUUCUCGCGUUGGGAUUGAGUGUUGGGCAAGCGAUGGGUGUAGUUGUGGGCUCUUCAUGGAUCAUAUCCCUGAUUGGUGUUGUAGCUGGUUGGAUGGGAAGUAAUGAUUACUUGGGGUUUACAGUUAUGUCUCGAGCGUUAGUCUUUCAACUUCGUCAAAUGACCGUAUUCGAAGUCCUUUCUAAUUGAACUUCAAGGUCUUGGGGUAUGCUCGGUGGAUUCUGGCCAGUUCUCAACAGAAUCGUUACAGCUUGUAUCCGGUAAGAAAGACAUCCUACCAAGAGAUAGAACAGAAAACGGGUGCUUACAGCCACCAGGAUGGGAGUACAAACAUACUGGGGCGGUCAAGCAGUAAAAAUCAUCCUAGGAGCGGUCAUCGGACCAAAAUUCGCUUACAUGAAGAAUACCCUUCCCCUUUCGGCAAAUGUCGAUACUUGUAGUUUAAUCAGCUUCUUUAUUUUUCUCGCUUUACUUGCGCCGUUACUUCUCAUUCGACCAGAGAAACUUCAGUUACCACUAAAGGUAAGCUUUCCUCUCCCUAUUCAGCUGCAUGAGGAGAACUGAUAAGUGAAGAUUGCUUUUGUAAUGAUUACCUGUAACAUAUUUGGGAUGUUGAUUUGGUCCGUUCGUACAGCACACGGCGCAGGAGAAUUACUCAGCGCUCCAUCAACAGAAUCGGGGAGUGUACUGAGUUGGAACAUAGUCUACGGGAUUCAAGCUAUCCUAGGACUCUGAGGUGGCGGGACAGUUGGUCAAUCUGGUGAGUUAAAUCUACCAAUUACCGAAGUCGUCUUCAUCCUAACAGACCCCAGACUGGACCAGGUAUGCCAAAACCCUAACAGCCUCCUGGUUUGGCCAAGGUGUAACCUGUCCCCUAACGAUAAUAAUUACCGCCCUCUGCGGCGUAAUAAUAACCUCAGCAACGAACGAAAUAUACGGCGAAUACUUCUGGAACCCGUUCGAGCUCCUCUUACACAUCCAAAAAGUCUCCCUAACUCCAGCAGCACGAGCAGGAACAUUCUUCGCCGGUCUAGCAUUUCUUGCCUCCCAAAUGGCACUUUGUAUCGUCCUAAACGCGAUAUCAACAGGAAUGGAUAUGGCAGCUCUCUGUCCGCGAUGGAUAAAUAUUAGACGAGGAUUUUAUAUACUUACCGUCAUAGCCGUGGCUAUCUGCCCGUGGAAUUUCGUGAAUAGUGUUACGACUUUCAUUAAUGUUCUCUCAGGAUGGAGCAUUUUCUUGAGUGGUAUGACAGGGAUUUUGAUCUUCGACUAUUUCCUGGUUAGGAGGCGUGAGUUGCAUGUUGGAGAUUUAUGUAAAAGUGGGAACGAUAGUACUUAUUGGUACACCAUGGGGUUCAAUUGGAGGGCGGUUGUGGCAUGGGGUAUGGGUGUAUGGCCUCUUUUGCGUAAGUUUUGCCCCACCGGAAACAUCCCUUUGAAUCCAAACUGAUUAGAUUACAGCUGGCUUCAUCCGAAGAAUUCGAGUCACUGCGGAUGGAAGUGGAUGGGAUCACAUCUACGACCUAUCUUACUUCUUCGGAUUCUCUAUGUCAGGUCUUAUACAUUGGUUCCUCCACGCCGUCUUCCCAAUGAAGAAACAGAGGGGAAGCAGUCCAUUCGAGAUGGAUUUGCAUCGAGUAGUAGAUUUUCAAGGCCAUGUACCGAUAAGAUACAGAGAAAGCUUGGAAAGUGGGAGCAGAGAAGGGAUGAAAAGCGAUACUUGAUGUUUAUUCAGCCUUGGGUCAGAAAUAAGAUUACAGGAAAAUGUUUGAUAG
Molecule: messenger RNA, 2367 nt
Organism: Hymenoscyphus albidus
Lineage: Eukaryota; Fungi; Ascomycota; Leotiomycetes; Helotiales; Helotiaceae
Source: the annotation of a GenBank genome assembly